Molecule: messenger RNA, 8491 nt
Organism: Equus caballus (horse)
Lineage: Eukaryota; Metazoa; Chordata; Mammalia; Perissodactyla; Equidae
Gene: PLXNA4
Product: plexin A4
Biological process (GO): regulation of GTPase activity; semaphorin-plexin signaling pathway involved in axon guidance; negative regulation of cell adhesion
Cellular component (GO): plasma membrane; semaphorin receptor complex
Molecular function (GO): protein binding; semaphorin receptor activity
Source: RefSeq, a predicted model, not a curated record
CGCCGCUGCCCAGGGAGGCGCGCAGAGGCGCCGAGAGCGCUCCCCGGCGGGUCCCCCGCGCACUCGCCGCGCCCGGGCAGCGGCCCGACCGGGCGAGCAUGGGCGGCGCGGAGUGACGCCGCCGUGCCCGCUUGGCAUCAAGGACAUUCAGCCCGCGGGGGUGGGGACGAAGGGGGGCAGCCCCGCGUCGCCACCGCAGCCCCCGAGAGCCGCGGCUGCUGCUGCGGCUCCGGGGCCGGGUGGAGGAAAGGGGCGCUUGGAAUCGAUCCACAUUUUCCGACCUUUUUGUUGGACAUUCUGCCCACCUUGGACGCUGCAAGAGGAGCUGUCAAGCCCCGCAGGCUCUGAUUUCGCCCUCGGUUUUCCUUGCCUCCUCCGGGUUCCCUGUGCCUCGGUGGAGUAUUUGCGUUCGGGGCUGGGGCUGGAGGAGGCAGCCACACGCGCGCACACGCACACGUUCAGAGGAGGGCGAGAGGCAGCGGCACAGGCACCAUCUGCAGUGUCAAUGCGGCGCUCCCGCUGAAGGAGGCGAAAGCGGCGCUUCCAGGGAGCCUCCACUCCUGCGUCCUGGCCCUCCGAGGAGCCCGCUGUGCCAAGAGCUACCGUGCUGCAAGGACCCGUCUCUGAAAUGAAAGCCAUGCCUUGGAACUGGACUUGCCUGCUCUCCCAUCUCCUGAUGGUGGGGAUGGGCUCCUCUACUCUGCUCUCCCGGCAGCCACCCCCGCUGUCCCAGAAGCGAUCUUUUGUCACAUUCCGUGGGGAGCCAGCUGAGGGCUUCAACCACCUGGUGGUGGAUGAAAGGACAGGGCACAUUUACUUGGGGGCCGUCAACCGGAUCUACAAGCUCUCCAGUGACCUGAAGGUCUUGGUGACCCACCAGACAGGGCCAGACGAGGACAACCCCAAGUGUUACCCACCCCGCAUCGUCCAGACAUGCAACGAGCCCCUGACCACCACCAACAAUGUCAACAAGAUGCUCCUAAUAGACUACAAGGAGAACAGGCUGAUUGCUUGUGGGAGCCUCUAUCAAGGCAUCUGCAAGCUCCUGAGGCUGGAGGACCUCUUCAAGCUGGGGGAGCCAUUUCACAAGAAGGAACACUACCUGUCGGGAGUCAACGAGAGUGGUUCUGUCUUUGGAGUGAUCGUCUCCUAUAGCAACCUGGACGACAAGCUCUUCAUUGCCACUGCGGUGGAUGGGAAGCCGGAGUAUUUCCCUACCAUCUCCAGCCGGAAGCUGACCAAGAACUCGGAGGCAGAUGGCAUGUUCGCUUACGUCUUCCACGAUGAGUUUGUGGCCUCGAUGAUUAAGAUCCCUUCGGACACCUUCACUGUCAUCCCCGACUUUGAUAUCUACUACGUCUAUGGCUUCAGCAGUGGCAACUUUGUCUACUUUUUGACCCUUCAGCCUGAGAUGGUGUCUCCCCCGGGCUCCACCACAAAGGAACAGGUUUAUACAUCCAAGCUCGUGAGGCUUUGCAAGGAGGACACCGCGUUCAACUCCUACGUGGAGGUGCCCAUCGGCUGCGAGCGAGGUGGGGUGGAGUACCGCUUGCUGCAGGCCGCCUACCUGUCCAAAGCUGGAGCUGUGCUCGCCCAGACCCUCGGAGUCCAUUCAGAGGACGACCUCCUUUUCACUGUCUUCUCCAAAGGCCAGAAGCGGAAAAUGAAAUCCCUGGAUGAGUCGGCCCUGUGCAUCUUCAUCUUGAAGCAGAUCAACGACCGCAUUAAGGAGCGGCUGCAGUCUUGCUACAGGGGCGAGGGCACACUGGACCUGGCCUGGCUCAAGGUGAAGGACAUUCCCUGCAGCAGCGCGCUCUUAACCAUUGAUGAUAACUUCUGUGGCCUGGAUAUGAAUGCGCCCCUGGGCGUGUCGGAGAUGGUGCGUGGCAUUCCUGUUUUCACGGAGGACAGGGACCGCAUGACUUCUGUUAUUGCAUACGUCUACAAGAAUCACUCUCUGGCCUUCGUGGGCACAAAAAGCGGCAAGCUGAAGAAGAUCCGGGUGGAUGGGCCCAGGGGCAACGCCCUCCAGUAUGAGACGGUACAGGUGGUAGACCCCGGCCCCGUCCUCCGGGACAUGGCCUUCUCCAAGGACCACGAGCAACUCUACAUCAUGUCAGAAAGGCAGCUCACCAGGGUCCCUGUGGAGUCCUGUGGUCAGUACCAGAGCUGCAGCGAGUGCCUUGGCUCCGGCGAUCCCCACUGCGGCUGGUGUGUGCUCCACAACACGUGCACCCGGAAGGAGCGCUGUGAGCGGUCCAGAGAGCCCCGCAGGUUUGCCUCCGAGAUGAAGCAGUGUGUCCGGCUGACCGUCCACCCCAGCAACAUCUCCGUUUCUCAGUACAAUGUUCUGCUGGUCCUGGAGACAUACAAUGUCCCAGAGCUGACAGCUGGCGUCAACUGCACCUUUGAGGACCUGUCAGAGAUGGAUGGGCUGGUGAUAGGCAAUCAGAUCCAGUGCUACUCCCCGGCAGCCAAGGAGGUACCUCGGAUUAUCACAGAGAAUGGGGACCACCAUGUUGUCCAGCUUCAGCUCAAGUCGAAGGAGACAGGCAUGACCUUCGCCAGCACCAGCUUUGUCUUCUACAACUGCAGCGUCCACAACUCGUGCCUGUCUUGCGUGGAGAGCCCAUACCGCUGCCACUGGUGUAAAUACCGGCACGUCUGCACCCAUGACCCCAAGACCUGCUCCUUCCAGGAAGGCCGGGUGAAGCUGCCUGAGGACUGCCCCCAGCUGCUGCGAGUGGACAAGAUCCUGGUGCCCGUGGAGGUGAUCAAGCCCAUCACUCUGAAGGCCAAGAACCUGCCGCAGCCGCAGUCCGGGCAGCGCGGGUAUGAAUGCAUUCUCAACAUCCAGGGCAGCGAGCAGAGGGUGCCCGCCCUGCGCUUCAACAGCUCCAGCGUGCAGUGCCAGAACACCUCUUAUUCCUAUGAAGGGAUGGAGAUCAACAACCUGCCCGUGGAGCUGACGGUCGUGUGGAACGGGCACUUCAAUAUUGACAACCCAGCUCAGAAUAAAGUUCACCUCUACAAGUGUGGAGCCAUGCGUGAGAGCUGCGGGCUGUGCCUCAAGGCGGACCCAGACUUCGAGUGCGGCUGGUGCCAGGGCCAGGCCCAGUGCACCCUGCGGCAGCACUGCCCCAUCCACGAGAGCCAGUGGCUGGAGCUGUCGGGCGCCAACAGCAAGUGCACAAACCCCCGCAUCACCGAGAUAAUCCCAGUGACAGGCCCCCGUGAAGGGGGUACCAAGGUCACCAUCCGAGGGGAGAACCUGGGCCUGGAAUUCCGGGACAUCGCCUCCCAUGUCAAGGUGGCCGGCGUGGACUGCAGCCCUCUGGUGGACGGCUACAUCCCUGCAGAACAGAUCGUGUGUGAGAUGGGGGAGGCCAAGCCCAGCCAGCACGCCGGCUUCGUGGAGAUCUGUGUGGCCGUGUGCCGGCCCGAGUUCAUGGCCCGGUCCUCGCAGCUCUAUUACUUCAUGACGCUGACUCUCUCAGACCUGAAGCCCAGCCGGGGACCCAUGUCCGGGGGCACCCAAGUGACCAUCACAGGCACCAACCUGAACGCAGGCAGCAAUGUGGUGGUGAUGUUCGGGAAGCAGCCCUGCGUCUUCCACAGGCGCUCUCCGUCCUACAUCGUCUGCAACACCACAUCCUCAGAUGAGGUGCUGGAGAUGAAGGUGACGGUGCAGGUGGACAGGGCCAAGAUCCACCAGGACCUGGUCUUCCAGUACGUGGAGGAUCCCACCAUCGUGCGGAUCGAGCCAGAGUGGAGCAUCGUCAGUGGAAACACACCCAUCGCCGUGUGGGGGACCCAUCUGGACCUCAUACAGAACCCCCAGAUCCGUGCCAAGCAUGGGGGGAAGGAGCACAUCAAUCUCUGUGAGGUUCUGAACUCUACUGAGAUGACCUGCCAGGCUCCGGCCCUCGCUCUGGGGCCCGACCACCAGUCCGACCUCACGGAGAGGCCCGAGGAGUUUGGCUUCAUCCUGGACAACGUGCAGUCCCUGCUAAUCCUCAACAAGACCAACUUCACCUACUAUCCCAACCCUGUGUUUGAGGCCUUUGGUCCCUCGGGAAUCCUGGAGCUCAAGCCCGGCACGCCCAUCAUCCUAAAGGGCAAGAACCUGAUCCCGCCUGUGGCUGGGGGCAAUGUGAAGCUGAACUACACUGUGCUGGUCGGGGAGAAGCCCUGCACCGUGACCGUGUCGGAUGCACAGCUGCUCUGCGAGUCCCCCAAUCUCAUCGGCAGGCACAAAGUGAUGGCCCGUGUCGGUGGCAUGGAGUACUCCCCGGGGAUGGUGUACAUCGCCCCAGACAGCCCUCUCAGCCUGCCCGCAAUCGUCAGCAUCGCAGUGGCAGGUGGCCUCCUCAUCAUCUUCAUCGUGGCCGUGCUCAUCGCCUACAAACGCAAGUCCCGAGAAAGCGAUCUCACGCUGAAGCGGCUGCAGAUGCAGAUGGACAACCUGGAGUCCCGCGUGGCCCUGGAGUGCAAGGAAGCCUUUGCCGAGCUGCAGACGGACAUCCAUGAGUUAACCAGUGACCUGGACGGAGCUGGGAUUCCCUUCCUGGACUACAGAACCUACACCAUGCGGGUGCUGUUCCCGGGGAUUGAAGACCACCCUGUCCUCCGGGACCUCGAGGUUCCGGGCUACCGGCAGGAGCGCGUGGAGAAAGGCCUGAAGCUCUUUGCCCAGCUCAUCAACAACAAGGUGUUCCUGCUCUCCUUCAUCCGCACACUCGAGUCGCAGCGCAGCUUCUCCAUGCGCGACCGCGGCAACGUGGCCUCGCUCAUCAUGACGGUGCUGCAGAGCAAGCUGGAGUAUGCCACCGACGUGCUGAAGCAGCUGCUGGCCGACCUCAUCGACAAGAACUUGGAGAGCAAGAACCACCCCAAGCUGCUGCUCAGGAGGACCGAGUCGGUGGCCGAGAAGAUGUUGACCAAUUGGUUCACUUUCCUGCUGUACAAGUUCCUCAAGGAGUGCGCCGGGGAGCCCCUCUUCUCCCUGUUCUGUGCCAUCAAGCAGCAGAUGGAGAAGGGGCCCAUCGACGCCAUCACGGGAGAGGCCCGCUACUCGCUGAGCGAGGACAAACUCAUCCGCCAGCAGAUCGACUACAAAACCCUGGUCCUGAGCUGUGUCAACCCAGACAGUGCCAACAGCCCUGAGGUCCCAGUGAAGAUCCUCAACUGUGACACCAUCACUCAGGUCAAGGAGAAGAUUCUGGAUGCCAUCUUCAAGAAUGUGCCCUGCUCCCACCGGCCCAAGGCUGCAGACAUGGACCUGGAGUGGCGACAAGGAAGCGGGGUGAGGAUGAUCCUGCAGGAUGAAGACAUCACCACCAAGAUAGAGAAUGACUGGAAGAGACUGAACACCCUGGCCCAUUACCAGGUGCCAGAUGGUUCCGUGGUGGCGUUAGUGUCUAAGCAGGUGACAGCCUAUAAUGCAGUGAACAACUCCACAGUCUCCAGGACCUCAGCGAGUAAAUAUGAAAACAUGAUCCGGUACACGGGCAGUCCCGACAGCCUCCGCUCGCGCACGCCCAUGAUCACCCCCGACCUGGAGAGCGGAGUCAAGAUGUGGCACCUGGUGAAGAACCACGAGCAUGGGGACCAGAAGGAGGGUGACCGGGGGAGCAAGAUGGUGUCUGAAAUCUAUCUGACACGACUACUGGCCACUAAGGGCACGCUGCAAAAGUUCGUGGACGACCUGUUUGAGACCAUCUUCAGCACGGCGCACCGUGGCUCCGCCCUGCCCCUGGCCAUCAAGUACAUGUUUGACUUCCUGGAUGAGCAGGCCGACAAACAUGGCAUUCACGACCCGCACGUCCGCCACACCUGGAAGAGCAACUGCCUACCGCUGCGGUUUUGGGUCAACAUGAUCAAGAACCCCCAGUUUGUGUUUGACAUCCAUAAGAACAGCAUCACGGACGCCUGCCUGUCCGUGGUGGCCCAGACCUUCAUGGACUCCUGCUCCACGUCAGAGCACCGGCUGGGCAAGGACUCCCCCUCCAACAAGCUGCUCUACGCCAAGGACAUCCCCAGCUACAAGAACUGGGUGGAGAGGUAUUACUCAGACAUCGGGAAGAUGCCUGCCAUCAGUGACCAGGACAUGAACGCGUAUCUGGCUGAGCAGUCCCGGAUGCACAUGAAUGAGUUCAACACCAUGAGCGCACUCUCGGAGAUUUUCUCCUACGUGGGCAAGUACAGCGAGGAGAUCCUCGGACCUCUGGACCACGACGACCAGUGUGGGAAGCAGAAACUGGCCUACAAACUAGAACAAGUCAUAACCCUCAUGAGCUUAGACAGCUGAGAACCGUCCUUCCAGGGCCCCCUGGAGGGAGGGACACACCAAGCCGUGCCUCAGUCUAGAUUUUCAUCUUUACCAAGUGCAAGUUCCGACUGGCAUCAGCAGCAUCCCCUAAGCAGCGCUGUCUCUCUCUCUCUGCCUUUUUCCGUCUCUCCCUCCUUCCUGGAUCCCUUCUCUUUCACUUGCUCUGCCGACACAAUUGAACCAAGCCACCAACCCUCAGUUAGUCCAGGAUGGCCAGGCCCACAGCAAGGGGGAUCUCUUUCCCAGAUGACCCCAUGCAUCCGCUGCAGGGCCCAAACGUGGAUGAGGAGCCAUGGAUAGAGGAUGUUUCUAUGCUGCUACUUCCCCUUCCCCUUCUUGAGGGCCCCCACAUUGGUCCAAGCCUUGGCUGGGGAAGAGGCAAUGAGCUCAGUAUUAUCUUUGCUGGGAAGACAUCACCUGGCUCUCCCCACAUUUCCGUCUCCAAGGGUCAGUCAGUGGUAUGGUCCCUUUGCAACUGUGAGAAGAAAGGCCACAGCUCCUGCAUGUGGCUGGAGUUGGGGGUGCCUGUGAGGAUUUGGGAGGUGCCCUGCAAGCUGCCUCUCACUUGUUGGGUUGGCCUCCAGAGGCCUCCUUGUCCCCUUCCAGUCUUCUUGGGGCUCUUCAAGUGCCCAUAGGGACCUGCCUGCCUAUCUCCUCCCCUGCCUGUGGAAAGCCAGACAGGAAAAAGAAUAGCAGUUACAUUCCACCAUGGAGAUGCUCCUAACCUUAUAAUCUGGCUCGUAGUGGCAGAGGUACAACAAGGAGGGGGUGGAAGAAAAGAGAGUUGCAUCUACCCUGGAAGCAGAAUUUGUUGUUUUCCAUUCAUCCCCAAAUGCAAAUGAAUCAUGACCAUAGUCAUAGGUCUAAUCCAUUGCCAGAUCCUCGAUGCUGUCUAGAGAAAGCACCUCCAUCCUCCUUGGUCAUCGCUCAUCAAGGGUCAAUGUGAAAUGCAGAGUGCAUCCGGGAGAUUCUACCUCCAGCUGUCUUCAUGGCUUCCUCCCCACCAUCCUGCCUGAGAACUCUAUAGAAGGCUGGGGCACACAGCCUAGCCCCUGUCUCCCCUGCAGAAUCUGGUGCCAUUGCUAUGCAGAUGACUUUGUAGCUGGACUGUCCAGACCUCCUUGGGAAUUAUUUCAUCAACAUCUCAGCUGUCUCUUUAGUCGCUCUCUUCCUUCAUCUCUUCAUCAUUGGCAGAAGUCAUCAUUGAAAGAAACACACUCAAGCACAGCCUCACAGAGACAAACCAAAAGGCCAGCCAAACUCAGCCCCUGGCUUGUCAUGUCUGGGAGGGACUGAAGAGUCAAGCUGAAGGAUCUGGCUGGAAAUGGGAGGAGGGACACACAACUGACCUCAGCCCUGGCAUCUGUUUUUCCAUCAGUCCUUCUGUCUAUGGAUACAUCAUUAUAGCCAGCCAAGCAAACGUGUGCUCAGACGUGGGUUACCUAGAUGAGCAGGGGCUAUGGUGAGAGAUGGUCUAAUGGAGGGCCAUGGAAACCUAUAAUCUUGAAGGGAACUUAGAUGCCGUCUCCACCUAUGGUCCAGUCUCCUGCCAUAAGCAAGAAUGUCUCCUGGCAGCCCUGGUGUCAAGUUGUACACCACUGUGGGAGACAAGGAGAAGCAUUGUCUAAGGUGGGGUUGGGGAUGAGGGUUCCAUGGUGUUGCCUUCACCCCCUGAGCAUCAGGCAUCAUUCCCUGCCAUCCACUCAAAAGGGGCCCUGCGUGGAAAGUGGGGGAGUCACACCAUUUCCAGCGAAGUCUGUGAAGCGUCCUGUACUUUGAAUGCUAGUCCCUUUGGAUAUGAAUAUGUGUGCGUGUGUGUGAGCUUAUGUGCACGCACGCACUUGUAUGUAUGUGUAUCUGUCUGCCCCAGGAGUAGGCAGAGAGCCCAGAAAGAUUUCUUGUCCUGUGUGGGGGAUGUUGACGUGUUUUCCUUCUCUACCCUUGCUCAACAUUCCUCCUGCAGCUUUGGGACAUUCAGUGCUUGCCUUUGAUGCUGAGUGUGGAUGGGUGGAAGGAGAGGGCCCCUGUCCGGAGGAAAUCAGGGUCGUCACUGGCCAAGGGAGGCCUGGACUUGACUGGAAGCCAGGUGAUGGUGACCCAGAGCAGGGCAUCGUGUGGCAUCAAGGAGGACAAACAGUGAAUAAAACACGAGUAACCUAA